AUGGCUCACAAACCAGGUAGCACUAAUGGGCCCAGCUGUGACAGCAGUGUGAUCUCUAGCAACUACCAGACCUGUCUUGGCCUUCUGAUGCAUUACCCAGUCAUCGGGGAUGUUCACUCUCUGAUACUUAAGGCUCUGUUUCUUAGAGACCCCAAGAGAAAUCCAAGACCAGUGACUUCUCAGUUUCACCCCAAUUUAGAUUAUUACAAGGCACGGGGAGCAGACCUUAUGAAUAAAAGCAGGAUCAACCCCAAAGGCACUCCCUUGAAUAUAAAUAAGGUCUCUAAUAGCCUGAUUAAUUUUGGAAGAAAGUUGAUUUCCCCAGCAAUGGCCCCUGGCAGUGUGGGGGGCCCUAUACCUGGAGGCAACAGCAGCUCUUCUGCUGUAAUUCCCACCAAGAACAUCACAGAAGCCCCGAGGCAUCAUCUGCUGCAGCAGCAGCAGCAGCAGCAACAGCAGCAACAACAGCAGCAACAACAGCAGCAGCAGCAGCAGCAGCAGCAGCAGCAGCAGCAGCAGCAGCAGCAGAGGCUGAUGAAAUCUGAAAGCAUGCCAGUGCAAUUGAACAAAGGACAGAGUUCUAAAAACAUCAGUUCAUCGCCAAGCAUUGAAAGUUUGCCUGGGGGAAGAGAAUUUACAGGCUCUCCACCUUCAUCUGCUACUAAAAAAGAUUCUUUUUUUAGCAACAUCUCACGGUCCCGUUCCCACAGCAAAACUAUGGGCCGAAAAGAAUCUGAAGAAGAAUUAGAAGCCCAGAUCUCCUUCCUUCAAGGACAGUUGAAUGACCUGGACGCCAUGUGCAAGUACUGUGCUAAGGUGAUGGACACUCAUCUUGUAAAUAUUCAAGAUGUGAUUUUACAAGAAAAUUUGGAGAAAGAAGACCAAAUUUUGGUGUCACUGGCAGGAUUAAAACAGAUCAAAGACAUUCUGAAAGGUUCCCUGCGUUUCAACCAAAGCCAGCUGGAGGCUGAGGAGAAUGAGCAGAUUACCAUCGCAGAUGACCACUAUUGCUCCAGUGGCCAAGGACACAGCAGCCAGGUUCCUGUGGCCACCAAAAAGGCCUCUUCAGAAACAACAGAGUGCAAAGACAGAGGGAGUUCAGAUGACUUCAUCUUGGUUUCCAAGGAAGAUGACGGGGGCACUGCCAGGGGACCCUUCGCAGGCCAGGCCCAGCCUCUUCGCACCCUCAGAAACACAUCUGGGAAAAGCCAUGCCCCAGCCUGUUCCCCACUGGUGUUCUCAGACCCACUGAUGGGUCCAGCUUCAGCUUCCUCCAGCAACCCCAGCUCCAGCCCUGAUGAUGACAGCAGCAAGGACUCUGGCUUCACCAUUGUGAGCCCUCUGGAUAUUUGACCACAAGGACCCAGCUACCCGCCUCGGGGGCCUCAAAGGCUUUCCCAAUGGAGACUCAUCUGAAAUCGGCACUUCUUUCCCAGCAUGCAUUUGGCAUUGGUUACAGCCCUUUAGAACCCUUUUGAGAGAAGUAAAUAUGGCCACAAAGCACACAGAGCUAGUGUGCUCAACAAGGUGCAGGCAGGGCUUUCUGGGUCCUCGUGACCCGCACACUGGCCUCCCACUGAAAUGAGCUGGAUUAAGUGCUCAGCACCACACCAUCAGUAACCCCACCCUCAGCACCACUCCUCCUCUGUUCUCUCCACCCCAACUAAAUGGAUCUGACCACCUUAUCAGUUAUACAUAGAGGAGGAGAAGGUAAUUUCAAAGCUUAUGUCCCUCAACCCAUUAGCCACAGAAAAAUUGGCCUAUAGCAAGAAAAAAGAUUACUCAAUGAAAAUCUAUCUCAAACAAACUUUCCUAUCUUGGGAAGCCACAAAUACAACCAACCACAAUAGGAUAAACUAGAAUGAGUAGAUUCCAGAGCUGGGUAAAACCUGUUACUUCUCAAAGUUACAAUGACUUUAGAAAACAGGCCUAAAUUUAGGAGUCAUUCUUAGGUAUGAUUUGGUGUUAAAGAAUACAUUUAUAGUGCUCAGGCUUGAAUAGACUUUGACCAUUACCAUCUCUUCAAAAAUAAUUGUAUUUUACCUCUUAGACCCUUUCCUACUCAGAAAAAAGGUCACUCCAAGCCAGUCUGAGCUGCACUGAUUUCAGAAGUUGCAAGAAUAUUACUAUCCCUAGCUUUGCUUAUGGAAUAAACAACUUUCAGACAGCCAAUUUUCUGAUGAAUACAGCUCUGAAAUUACAGAGACUUUAUCUGAUAAGUGAGGAAUAAGGGAAAUGCCCAUGCUGGGUCCCCUCCAUGGCCUUAAGGUAGCAGCAACAAAGAAUUAGACUGAGAGUCCCUUCUGGGGAAGCAGUGCUUCCUAGAGAACAUUCCAGGUGCCCGGAGGAUGCAGGGUGUCUAAGCAGCUCUUUCCCUCUCUGAGAUUCAGUUAAGAGGUGCAGGUUCUGUGCUGAGCUGUAAACUCUGCAUCCUGGGCACCACCACCAGGACCAGGUCAGACAUGGGAUUCCCUCCUAAGCUUCAGCACAGAUGACAGGUUCUGCCCCUCUUCAUUGGUGGCUUAGGAAGCCAUGGCAGGCACAAAGCAGCACGAGGCUUUCUCCUCAAAGGGGAAGACUCUGGCAAGGGGCCCUCUCCUCACUCCUCACAGGAGACACAGGGAGGGGGUGCUCACCAACACAGGGAUUUUACCACCCUCAGGGAUCCGUGGGCCUUGCAGGGAGCACUGGCUCUCUGGGCCCUUAGAGGGUGGUGGGGCCUCAGAGCAGUGGUCCCUUUCAUGGUAACUACAUGAAAGCUAAGUGUGAAAGAGCAUUUAUGCCCACCUACUGCUCACCAUGUAUUUCUCUAAGGCCAAAUGGGAUCGUGACACCUUUCCCACUCAAUCUCUAAGAAAAUGGGAUACUCCCAAGUCAGCUACUACAGAGUAGGUUCCAAUAGGCUGUACAACUCAUUAAACUCUGGCAGAGAAACAGCUCACCUCACCACUGUAUUGAGGUGAGUAACUACUGUGCUUUGCCAGCCACCAAAGUUGUCUGCCCUUCCCCAUGGGCAUUGCUUGGCAGAUGCACUGAUCGCUCUGGCUCCUGCACCACUGAGUAAGCUGUCACUAGUAUGGGUCCCUGUGCCAAUCCUGUGAGCCCCUUGGUCCCCAUACCGUGUGUGGCCUUGCACCAGUGCAGAUGGUGCCACAGUCACUUUCUCACAGAGGGCUUGCCUUCACAAGGCAGCUGUGCUCCUAGACCUGUGAGGUGUGGCGCUGUCCUGCCAGGGACCUUGGGCAAACCUGUCAAGGGCCACAAGACUGGCGAUCUCCUUAAAGCUUAGGCACUGUCAUCUGCUCAGUCUAGCACCUCCUUCGCCCUAAGAGCUAAGACAAGAUCUGAGGUUCAGCAGCCACUCACCAGGCCAAGAAGGCUUUAGGCUGGUUCUGUGCCAUUGGCUGGGCAUUUAGUAGUCAAUUUCCCAGCCCUGUCCAUCUACCAGGGCAGGUCCUCCUCUGUCCUUCUGUCCUUUUGUGCUGGUGCCACAUGAGAACUGAGGGGUUCACUCAGAGGUGUUACUUCUAGUCCCCCAAUACCCCCUCUUCAGAGAAAGAACUCGGGGGGCUCGGGCAUGGGCAUGUCAGCCCCAGACUCAGAAGUAGAGCACUGUAAUAUUGGGGUUUGGUUUUUGGCUGUUUUGAGACAAACUCACUCUGCAGUUCAUGCUGAACUUGAACCCACCAUGGGGCCUAGGCUGGCCUCCAACUUGAGGUGAUCCUCCUGCCCCAGCCUCCUGAGUACUGGGAUGACAGGUGUGAGCCACCAUGGCUGGCUUAAUAUUGUUUUUUUAAGUGACUUUUUAUUCUUUGGUGAGCAUUGUUUGUGUUAUUAGUUACAGUGCUAUUAAAGAGUAUUUCUUUUUUGUUUCUUUUUUAAAUUGGGUACUUAUGUUUAAGUGCACUUUUUUUAAAUUGUUGAUAUAUGAAGCUUUUUUAAAAAACAUGGUAAUCAAUGAAAUGCCUCAUUUUGAUCAUUAGCAGUUAAAUACGUUAAGCUUAAUUCCCAUUUUUAUCUUUUUAUAUACAUAUCCUGUGUUUCAUGCAUUCCACUGAUCAGACUGGAAAUCUGAGUUAAACUUCAUGUGUUAAUUUACAUUUGAGAGUUACAGAUAACUAGAGAAAGAAAUUCACAGUUACUUUGCCUUAUUUCACGUCUGUGUUAAGGGGGUCAUAUAACACUUUAAAAAUUUAAUUAUAUGGGGUUAUUCUCACAGAAAUGACCUCCUUACUUUCAGUGCUAACUGUACUCUGGAAAGAAAUAGCAGCACUGCAGAAUGAAUGUAACUCCAGAAGUAAGCCAGGCCCGCCGUGUGACUUGCCUUCUGGAGUACAGCUGAGCUGUGCCCGUCGCGGCGCCAGGGCAGCCACUGCAGGGGCUGGUGCCACCUUCUCCACACGAGACCCGAGGCACGCGUAGAGCUGUGCAGGUCAUGCAGUUCCAGGUCAUAUGCAAUCCAUGUUUACUUUGUUUUUCUUUUAAUGUUUUCUAAGAAACUGUGCCCAGAGGUCACUGCAGAAUAAGAGUAAGUGUGAGGAUUUAGGUCUCCAAACAUGGAAAGCCAUCACUUUUCCUGUACCGUGCCUGGCAGCAGUGGGUGCUUUGGAGCAGCGGGCAGGGCUGGGCUGGACUGAGGACAGCAGCCGGCCAGGCCUCCUCCCCACGGAUCAGGCUGCCUCUCAGUGAUAACUUUCAGAAGGUUUUUUAUGGUGUUGGGAGAACAAAACAGGUGGAGCCCGCGUUGACAGCGCUACAGUGACUCCUCACGGUGGCACAGUCCAGUGGACUUAGGGAAUACUCAGGAGUGCCCCUUACACCCUCUCACUUUUUCUCAUCCAUCCUUAUGCUGUAACUCAUACUGAUUUAAGUAAUGAUUUAUCCACUUGCAAAGUCAUCCUAUUCAGUAGUUAUAAUAAAAAAUAAUGUGAAAUUGA
This is a messenger RNA of Octodon degus (degu), 4937 nucleotides long. Its product is annotated as TBC1 domain family member 5-like. The record is from RefSeq and is a predicted model, not a curated record. The coding region runs from base 1 to 1353 and encodes 450 amino acids. Lineage: Eukaryota; Metazoa; Chordata; Mammalia; Rodentia; Octodontidae. The transcript is spliced from 9 exons.